Messenger RNA from Stylonychia lemnae, 1335 nucleotides. The record is from the annotation of a GenBank genome assembly. Lineage: Eukaryota; Ciliophora; Spirotrichea; Sporadotrichida; Oxytrichidae.
AUGAAGUCGAGUCUAAAUAUCACAGCCCCUCACAGAUAUAAGCAUUUGGAUAGCAAGCCUAAAAAGUAUCAACUACAAGAAGAUAGAUUUACCGAGAUUGAAAGAGAAAAUAGGCUUUUACUUGAGAAAAUGACUACUAUUAUGACAGCAAAACCUUAGAAUAGUUUGUUAAGAUCAUUUCAUAACAGGAAUAAUUUUGCCCCAAACUCUGGAAAAAGUAACAGGUCAAGGCAUUCUUUUUCUCAGAGCUCACAACACUCGAACAGAUCGCUGUCAAGUCAUUCCAAUAAGAGUCUUAACUACGUUAAGCGGAAAAGAGAUCAUGACAAGAUUGAGAAUGAGAAUAUCAGCAUAUUAAAGCGAUUGAGAGAUAGGAAGGCAACUUAUAAUGCAGUGCAGUGGGAGCGAGAUAACUAGAAGAGACAGCAGCGAUUGUUCAACAUAGCUGAAUUCCCAAGACCACUAGAGCUGCCUUAAAUCUAAGUAAAUCAAUGCAAGAUAUAAAUUUUUAUUUAGGCUGUGAAGGGUAAAAAGGGAUAAAUGAAACUGAAAAUUGUAAAUAAAAAGAGUACUAAUCUUAUGAUGUUCAAUAGCAGUAAGCCUAAUCUAAAAUCAAGACAGAUACCAGUAAAUAGGUAUAAUAAACUUAGUAUGGAUCAUCCACCUGUUUAUAAGAGACAUCAGAAAAGAUACAGGAGUACAGGAAAUCCAAACUACGCAAUAAGACAAAGUGAAUUCCUUAAUUCAUCUUUAAAUCAGCCUAUGACAAGUCUUAAUGAUUCAGAUUUUUUCAAAUCAAGAGAUGGUGGCACUUCUCUAACCAAAAGAGCAGCUAAAAUCAGAUUCCCUUCAACAACAAAGAAUGACCUUAGGCCUCUUAACUUGACAGCUCGGACAUAAUCAAGUCUUCCUAGUAGUGAGUAACUUAGAUUCCAGUACACAGCUGAAGUCAACAUAAAACGUGUAUAGGACUAACAACCACUUAUGGAAUUGGAAGAGAAAUCACAAAAGUACAAUGUAACUAUAAAGUUAAUAAAUCGCAAAAACACUCAGAUGCUCAUCAAAGCCAUGCUUUAAGACGGCAGUGGUGACUAUUUUGACAUUGUGAUUGAUGGCAAGGACAAGGUUCAGAACAUGAUCAAGCACUUCAAUUACAGUUACAAACUCAUUACUGAGCAUUUAAGAAUCAUGAACAAUAGAAUGAUUCUUAUCAAUCCUUAAGCAGUCAAAAAGGAUACCAUAUCUACUACUCGAGACAACUCGAAUAAUCAUGCUUAGACUAUGGAUCAUAUAGAUUUCACUAAUACAAGUACAGACCAACAAUAAAUGGAUUGA